This is a messenger RNA of Zea mays, 2338 nucleotides long. Its product is annotated as DEAD-box ATP-dependent RNA helicase 9. Gene Ontology annotation, molecular function: RNA helicase activity; nucleic acid binding; ATP binding. NCBI's taxonomy places the organism in Eukaryota, Viridiplantae, Streptophyta, Magnoliopsida, Poales, Poaceae. Gene Ontology annotation, cellular component: cytosol. The coding region runs from base 151 to 1950 and encodes 599 amino acids. The transcript has 7 exons. The record is from RefSeq and is a predicted model, not a curated record.
CAGAAAUAUCUCUUACCCCUGCGCCAUUUAACCCAUUCCGCUUCUCGUCGUCUCGCCUCGUCCGUCCCCUCCCCAUACGACAGCCACCCUCACAAAACCCUAAACCCUAGCCGCCGCCGCCGCCGCCGCCGACGCCGAAGCGGUACAGCCAUGUACGCCGUCCUCCGCCGCGCGGCGCCCCUCAGGCGGCGUGCCGUGUCCGCGCUCGCCGCCGCGCUGCUCCAGCAGCAGCCGGCGGCGCUGGGAGCUGUAGCCCCGCGGGCGCCGACGCCGCUCCCGGCGGCCGCGUGGUUCCACUCCUCGCCGGCGUGGCUUGGUUUCCGGGAUACCACAGAGUUGGCGGCGCGCGCGGAGUUCGCUGCGGAGGAAGGUUUGUUCUAUGAGGACGACAGUAGGGCGCCGGCCGGCGGCCCGGCGGCUGAGGGGCUCGAGAUUGCCAAGCUCGGGAUCUCGUCCAAGAUCGUCGAAAGGCUCGCCAGCAAGGGCAUCACCAAGCUGUUCCCUAUCCAGAGGGCUGUCCUUGAGCCAGUAAUGCAAGGAAGGGACAUGGUUGGUCGUGCCAAAACGGGGACUGGUAAAACUUUGGCAUUUGGAAUCCCCAUAAUGGAUGCAAUUAUUCGUCACAACGAGAAGUACAAGCCUGGUAAGUUUCCAUUGGCUAUUGUCUUGGCGCCAACAAGAGAACUUGCAAAACAGGUUGAGAGGGAGUUCCUUGAUUCCUCCCCUUUGGAAACGCUGUGUGUAUAUGGAGGGACUCCAAUUAUGCAGCAAAUAAAACAACUUAAUUAUGGUGUUGAUGUGGUCAUUGGGACACCUGGACGUGUGAUUGAUCUGCUAAAAAGGGGUGCUCUUAGUUUGGCAGAGAUCCGGUUUGUUGUUCUCGAUGAAGCAGAUCAGAUGUUGUCCGUCGGGUUCGAUAAAGACGUUGAAACAAUUUUGGAGAGAGUGCCCCCGCAACAUCAAACAUUGAUGUUCUCUGCGACAAUGCCAACAUGGAUACGGAAGCUCACACAGAAGUUCCUCAACAGUCCUGUUACAGUGGACCUUGUUGGUGAGGAUGACCAAAAGCUGGCUGAAGGAAUUAGUCUGCUCUCUGUCUCUUCGGAAAACCGUGAAAAACCAGCUGUUCUUGGGAAAUUGAUUAAGGAACAUGCAAAAGGUGGCAAGUGCAUUGUUUUUACACAAACAAAAAGGGAUGCAGAUAGAUUGUCACACAAUAUGAGUCGAAGUUUCCAAUGUGAGGCGCUUCAUGGGGAUAUCUCUCAAUCUGAAAGAGAGAGGACACUGGCAGGAUUUCGGGAUGGGCGGUUUAAUAUAUUGAUUGCUACUGAUGUCGCUUCUCGUGGAUUGGAUAUCCCAAAUGUAGAUCUGGUGAUACAUUUCGAAUUGCCAAAUUCGUCAGAGAUAUUCGUUCACAGAUCUGGCCGAACUGGCCGUGCUGGGAAGAAGGGCACUGCAAUUGUGAUGUACAACUAUGAACAAAGUAGAGCUGUGCGGGUCAUUGAACGUGACGUAGGAUGCAAGUUUACGGAGCUUCCAAAAAUUAAUGUUGAGGGAUCCGACUUGCUGGGUGGUGGAUUUGACUCCUUCGGGGGUGGAGGUGGUGGGUAUGGUGGCUCAAACUAUGGGCGCUCACGAGGGGGCUUUGGUGGACGUGGCGGUGGUGGUGGUUUUGGCCGAUCAGGCGGUGGAGGAUUUGGCAAUUCUGGGUUUGGCCGCUCAAGUGGUGGAUUUGGUGACUCGGGAUUUGGCCGCUCCGGGGGUGGAGGGUUUGGUGACUCAGGAUUUGGCAGGUCAGGUGGUGGCGGAGGAUUCAGUGACUCAGGAUUUGGCCGGUCUGGUGGCAGCGGUGGAGGAUUCAGUGAUUCUGGUUCAGGUCGUUUCGGUGGCGGUUUUGGUAGUUCUCGCUCAGGUAGUUUUGGUGGCUUUGGCGACAAGGACUCACGAUAGACCUAUAACUAAUAACAGCUAUAGAAUUAUGGACAUCCUGAGCCAGAUUCAGCUUGGUCAUGCGGUAUAUCACAAAGGAGAUCGAGAUUGUUGCGGACCCUAUCCAUGAACACCUCGGAGAGGGCAUAAGGCUGGGUGAGGCGGGUCCUUCGAUAGGCAAAAAUAAUCACGUGCCUUGUUUAUUAGUGUUCUUUUCUGUUCGUUUUUUCAUUUGCUUCUGCAAGUUCUAGCUCUAGAUCAUACCUGUAAAAUAUGCAGAGGUCUUUUGCGGAUGAUAUUCUUAUAUCGUUUUUGGUAGUCGCGCUGUACUGUACCGUGUGAUGAUUAUGGAGCUGCUUUGUAGGCCGUUUUUAACCUGAUAUGAUGAUCUUGAUUAUUGGCCAUUUUA